AUGAGUUGUUGGUUGCUGCUGAAGAGAAACGGGGAGAGUCCUGACACCUCCCUGGCCGCCUUCUUUCAUUCAGGAGACCGCGCGCCGCCACGGAAGCUCACGGGGAAGAUAAUACCACAGCCCUGCCUGGCAGAUAACCUUGGAAGAGACCUUGAAGCAGAAGAUAACAGCUCAACCAUACUCAGAUUCCUUGCAUUUAGAAAUGGCCUGGGCUCUAAGCCCCUUAUUGAAAUGAAGGGCCACGAGGAUGAGGGCAUUCGGCUGGAAUGUACAUCUGCAGGGUGGUACCCAGAGCCCCGAGCAGUGUGGAGAGACCCAUAUGGUAAGGUCAUGCCUGCCCUGGAGGAAUCUUAUACUACUGACAGAGCUGGCCUCUACAUGGUCACCAUGGCUGUGAUCAUCAGAGACUGCUCUGUGAGGAACAUGACCUGCUCCAUCAACAACACUCUGCUUGGCCAGGAGAUUCAAAGUAUGAUUUUCAUUCCAGAAUCCUUUGUACCCAGUAUAUCUCCCUGGAUGGUGACCUUGGCUGUUAUCCUACCUAUUGUGAUCUUCCUUGUGUCUGGGAGCAUCUGUCUCAUCAAAAAACUUCACAGGGAAAAAGAGAUUCUGUCAGCAGAAAAAGAGGUUGAAUAUGAAGAAAGAGAAAUUACACAGCAACUUCAAGAAGAACUGGGAUGGAGAAGAACCCUCUUACAUGCUGCCGAUGUAGUCCUGGAUCCAGAUACAGCUCAUCCUGAGCUUUUCCUGUCAGAGGAUCGGAGAAGUGUAAGACGGGGCCCUUUCCGGCAGAGUGUGCCUGACAACCCAGAGAGAUUUGACUGCAGGCCUUGCGUCCUGGGCAAGGAGCGCUUCUCCUCAGGGAGACAGUACUGGGAGGUGGAAGUUGAAAAUGUAAUGGUGUGGGCUGUCGGAGUUUGUAGAGACAGUGUGGAGAGGAAAGGGGAGGCCCUGCUGUACCCUCAGAAUGGCUUCUGGACCCUGGAGAUGUUUGGAAACCAGUACCGGGCUCUGUCUUCCCCUGAGAAGAUCCUCCCUCUGAAAGAGCGCUUGUGCCGUGUGGCCAUCUUCCUGGACUAUGAAGCUGGAGAUGUUUCCUUCUACAACAUGAGAGACAGAUCACACAUCUACUCAUGUCCCCGUUCAGUCUUUUCUGGGCCUCUGAGACCGGUUUUCAGGCUGGGUUCUGAUGACAGUCCCCUUUUCAUCUGUCCAGCAUUCACAGGGGCCCAGGGAGUCACAGUGCCUGAGGGUGGCCUGAUCUUACACAAGGCAGGGACCUAUCACCACACACAGAAGCAGUUUCUUGGUCUCAGACCCAUGUAGAGAAGC
Castor canadensis (American beaver) is the source of this 1332-nucleotide messenger RNA. The record is from RefSeq and is a predicted model, not a curated record. NCBI's taxonomy places the organism in Eukaryota, Metazoa, Chordata, Mammalia, Rodentia, Castoridae.